Molecule: messenger RNA, 2217 nt
Organism: Gadus macrocephalus (Pacific cod)
Lineage: Eukaryota; Metazoa; Chordata; Actinopteri; Gadiformes; Gadidae
Gene: slc35g2a
Product: solute carrier family 35 member G2a
Exons: 2
Coding region: 331-1896 (521 amino acids)
Source: RefSeq, a predicted model, not a curated record
CAAAACUCGUAGAAGAACAAAUCAAAUCAACAAUGUUCGAUCAUUUCUUUUCCACCAACUGAUUCAGUUUAAAUGGGAUGCAUUUGAAAAGAUAAAUUAACUCAACAAUUUUUUAACGCUGCAUGUUUGUAUAGCGAUGGCUACUGUCGACUUCCACCAGAUAACAAUGGCUAAUGAUUACACAUUGAGUUGUGAUCAUGUUUCUGGUUGGCUCUGUCCCAGUUCCUCUGGCCCCCGUACAGAUAAGUCCCUCUCAGGGGUAAGGCCCCCCAGACAAAGAUAGCACAAUAUGCUAUAUUAAUCUAUAUAAAUAUCGCUGCAAAUAAAUACAUGGGAUAUUUCUAUUUGCCGAAAGGUAAAGCUCUCACCUGUCUAAAUGGUCUAACUUCAACUCCCACUGAUUAUACAACAGGAGAUUCAUGUCACGGUGCCCGCCCCUUGUCGACUCGAGGCGUUGCCAUGGAGUCUGCUCACCUGCUGGGCCCGGGCGCCAAGAAGAGAGUGAAGAUCCACCCGCACACGGUCACCGCCCAAUACGCCACCCGGGCCCCCUACUCCCCCCAGCCGGGGGUCCACACCCACUCCCCCCAGCCCGGGGACGAGGGCUACGACGACGCGCCCUCCUUCGAGGACUUCGGCUCCUUCCUGGACGAGACCUCGGACAGGACCAAGCUCACGGAGGCCAGGAAGUGGCCGCAGACUCUGUUCGGCUCCAGGGAUAAGGAGAAGGAGAAGGGCACCCCGCUGAGAGCCCUCCAGGGCGCGGGCGGCGGGGGGGGAGCCGGGGGGGUGCUCGGAGGAGGCGGAGCCGGCGAGGGCUCCUCCUCCUCCGUGGGGGUCAAAGGCCCCGGGAAGGGGGUCGGCGGCCAGCUGGCGAGCUUCGGCGAGGCCUCGGUGUCGGCGUCGCGGUGGACGUGGGCGCUGCUGCUGGGCGCGGCUCUGGCCCACGGCGCGCUGGUCUUCCUCACCCGCCUGGCGUCCGAGCGCUUCGGCCUCUCGCCCCUCCUGCUGGUGUUGGUCUGCUCCGCCGCGCAGCUGCUCUCCGUGGCCGCGCCCCUGCAGCGGGGCGAGAACCCCUUCGGCCCGCCCGGCUACCGCCUGCGCCUCCUCUGCUACGGCCUGACCUACUCCCUGUCGCUCUGCUGCGCCUCCGCCUCCCUGGCCUUCGCCGCCACCGAGUACGCCACCCCCACGGGCCGCCUGGCCACCAGCGCGCUCUCGGCCGCGCUCACCUUCCUGCUCCUGGAGGAGAGGCUGGGCUUGGCCGACGGCGUCGCCCUCGUCACGGGGGUCUGCGGGCUGGGACUGACGCUGCUGCCGGCGGCCGACCAGCCGGAGGCCCCCGGCGGCGCCGCCUUGGCCGACCCGGUGGCGUUCUGGCGGGCCGCGUUCGGCUGGUCCCUGUCGGCCAUGGCGGGGCUGUGGAUGGCCCUGGCGCUGGUCAGCUACCGCUCGCUGAAGGAGCGCGUGGGCCUGGCCACCGCCCUCUUCACCGUCAGCUGGACGGGCUGCCUGCUGGCGCCGGCCUCCAUGGUCCUCUUGCAGGGGGGCUGGGCGUGGCCCUCCCCCUCCAUGCCCGGCGGCGUCCCCGUCUGGGGUCUGAUGGCGGGGCUGGUGGCCGCCUCCGUGCUGGGCUUCCUGGGCACCACCCAUGCCCUGACCCGGCUGCACCCGGCGCUGGUGUCGGCCUCGCUGAGCCUGGAGGUGCCGGUGGCGGCGCUGCUGCAGCUGGCCGUGCUGCCCGCCGUCCCCUUCGCCCCGGAGGUGGUCGGGGACGUCAUGGUGGUGCUGAGCGUGGGCUGGCUGGUGACGGUGAAGCUCCUCCCCUCGCAUGGAGCCGGGGGGAGGAAACAGCGGGAGGAGUACGAGGAGAUCCUGGACUCUCCCAUCAAAUAGACGACACAGCGGCCGCGUGCCGUUUUUGCUGCUCGUCUGCACAAAGCCUUCCUCCUUCUCACCACACACACCGCGUCUCCAUUUUUCCUUGUUCUUUUCUUCUCCCGCUAGUCACAAUCACACUUUGCCCCUACCAGUGGGAAGCUCAGUGUGGAAUUGCUCUGUCUGGGAUGAUGAGGGUGUACAUAAUAGACUUCGGAAAUAUCGAUGUGAGAAUGAUCUAUUUUGUAAUCGUACUUCUUUGCUGGGGGUAGUGGCAAUAUUGUGCUGUGUCUGUUCUGGUGACCUAAGUGAUGUGACAUUAAAUCUCUCUAUUGUGAA